Naegleria fowleri is the source of this 624-nucleotide messenger RNA. RefSeq lists its product as uncharacterized. The transcript has a single exon. The coding region runs from base 1 to 624 and encodes 207 amino acids. NCBI's taxonomy places the organism in Eukaryota, Heterolobosea, Eutetramitea, Acrasida, Naegleriidae. The record is from RefSeq and is a predicted model, not a curated record. Gene Ontology annotation, molecular function: hydrolase activity. Gene Ontology annotation, biological process: nucleoside phosphate metabolic process; ribose phosphate metabolic process.
AUGAGUCUUCCACCUUCCGAUCAACCUCACACUUCCCUCUCAACACAUCUUGCAGAAGAAACUCUUCAUCAAACCCGAUGGCUUCGAUUGAAAAAACUCUCCUACAUGGAUGAGAGUCAAGUCAAGAGAGAGUGGGAUUGUGUGGAAAGAACAACUCGAUCGGGUGAAAUUGAUGGCGUUGAUAUCAUUGCCACUAUGAUUCCUUUGGAGGAAACUGAAAAACAUGUGGUUUUAAUCUCUCAAUAUCGACCUCCGAUGAGAGCCUAUUGUAUUGAAUUUCCAGCUGGGUUAUGUGACUCGGGAGAAAGUGCAGAACAAGCUGCCGAAAGGGAAUUGCUCGAAGAGACUGGACUGAAAAUUUGUAAAAUUUCACGAGUGUCCUCUAUUGUAGGAUUAGAAGUUGGAAUGACGAAUGCCAAUUGUCGAAUUGUGUGUUGUGAGGUUGAGCCAAUUAAAAUUUCAGAAAGACCUAAACAACAAUUAGAAGAUGAAGAACAUAUCACCAUUCACCUCGUAAAAUUAUCAAAAUUAUUUGACGUUUUGGAAGAAAUGACCAAAAAUCAUGGAUUCAUCAUUGAUGCAAAAGUAUGGACCUAUGCCUUUGGUAUUAGCAAUAUUCAUUAA